GGCUUUCGACAUCUUUCGCGAACAGAGAUAACUUGGCGUAAUACACUUCCAUCGUAUUUUGGACGUCAGAGGGGUGUGUAACACCAUAGCAGUCUCGUGUUAGAGGCGAACGUCGGUCGGCGACGUCUCCCGCACUGAAGAAGCAUUGUUCACCCUACUGUAGCAACCAGCUAAGGGUUAGUCCGUGAAGUCUUGGACCGAGUCUCCCAAGGCACGCACUCGCGCCGACGUGCCGCAGACCCCACGCAUCGGCAGAGGGAUGGACAGCAACGGAUCCGUCGAAAAAUGCCGCAGCACCAAGACCCGCAUUCGAACCGAAAGUACACCACUGAAGCUCGACGCCCAUCUCCUGGAUAACGGACCCUAUCAAGGAGGGGACUUGAACCGAAAAUGCGCCCUGACGUUGAGCAUCGUUUCGGUGGUCUUCAACCUCGUAGUCGGAGGCACGGGCUUUGUGUUUGCGUUUCAAAGGAACAGUGCUUCAAUCUACGCGUUUGCGGCGGAGUGCCUUCUAGACAUGCUCUCCUCUAUCAUUGUGAUAUGGCAGUACCUGACACCACACUAUUCAUUUGCAAGAGAGAGAAUUGCCUGCAUGCUACUGGGAUUGUUUUUUAUUAUAUCGGCCAUCGCCAUCAUAAGCAAAGCCAUGGAAGAUCUCAUCGUACGAGAGAGUCCCACGUGGAUACCGAUUCUCAUAAUUCUGGCUGGUGUUGGAGCGGCGGCUUGCUUUGCACUAGCGCUUGUCAAAUUUGUCCUGGCUAGACGGAUGGGAAGCCUAUCUUUAGUGUUGGAUGGGAUUAACUCUUUAAUCAGCGCUUUUUGUGCGGUGGCCAUCAUAGUGAGCGACCUCGUGUACGACUCGAACCCCGAGAUAUGGUACAUGGACGCUGUGCUGAGCACCGUCGCAGCUCUGGUCAUGUUGCUGGUUGGAGCCAAGGUCCUGUUUGAGAACUGGUCCUAUGGACGACAUGGUCAUGCCCCACUCGAGUAAACGUUUCCAUAGAUUAUUAUCAAAAUAAUGCUGCGAACAAAAGCGAAGACAAGCGACUGACCUUCGGGCAGAUUCAGCCGAAGGGAUGGCCUUCGGGCAGUGAUUCAGUGCCCUUGACGGCGUCUUGUUUUUUUCGAGCUUGGGACUUAUCUGUGAUGAAGUAUGAGCCAGAAUGCACAAAAAGAGGACAGUGAUGUGAGCGGAGCAUUUUUUUAAUCUGCUGGACAGAUGGGAUCGACAACCACGAUUUUUUUUCGCUUGUGUAACACAUAUUUAAGCGUGUGCGUGUGUUUGGGCUAUCCGGUGAACUCUCCGUUUUUGGAUCAUUCCUGCGCUGGCCGUUGUGACGGUGCUUUUCACUUCACGGUGGCCUUCAACUUGUUUCAUUGUGUAGAAAAAGAAAAAAAAAAAGAAAGGCGCUGUAGCACAAUUUUUUGUGUUGAACGUUUACACCUUUGGUGUUGUACUUUCAUUUCGUUUUAUCCCCAUAAUUUGUUACAUUGUCUACGCCUGGUGAUGCCCCUAACAUGGGCGGUGAUGGUAAGUGCGGCGUGUUUCAACACGAUUUAGACUUUGUAAGCUCGGCCGGCAGCAUUACCUCUUUUUGAAACUCUGUUGCAUCUAACUGUGAUCUUCCAGUGCCUUUCGCGGUAUAUUGCUUAGGUUCGAUUGGUCAAGUCAUGUACGGUUGAAUGUGCACGUUUUUUUUUUUAUGUUAUCAACAUUUUUAAUGCAUGUGGUUGACUGCUAUAGUCAGUAACAUCUAAUUGUGUUGUUUUUUAAAAUUAAUUGGAGGCUAUUGUAACUUUGGAAACUAUAAUAUGUAAGUUUUCUCUGAUGCCAUGGAAGUAUGAGUAAAGUGCUACUUUUUGAUAAUGUGCAAGUUUAAUAGGCGCCUCGAGAAGUGCGCUAAGAAUUGGAGCACUUGUAUUUAUUUAAACACCAAUUCAACACCAUGGAAUUGUCGCUGCAACUCUUUCUCGCGCUGAAUGUUUGCUUAGUAGUGUUUUCGUUUCGCUUGUGUGCCCUAAAUGUUGGCUUGUUUAUUUUAGAAUUUUUCUCUUUUAUGUUUGCUUCGCUUGAGAUUCUCUCCAAAUGUAGCCGGAGUUUCCUUUUUAUAUGUCCUUGCUCGUUUGUUUUAGGCUUGUUAUUUUAACCUGAUUUGAUGACGUCUCUUACUCGGUUACUUUGUACAUACGCUGUCAUGCAUGGCGUUGGGGUUUACGACGCAUCGCUGGUGUCCAUCGAUUCUUUUUUUUUUUUUUUUGCUGUGGAAUGCGUUUUGUGCACGAAUGAAUUGAUUUCUUUCACCUUUAUGUGUACAUUUCAUUCCUUGAUUUAUUUUUUUAUGUGUAAAAAAAACUAUGAAAAUGUUUGGCGGAGAAAUAAAUUUGUUUUGCUUUACUGAGAA
Ixodes scapularis (black-legged tick) is the source of this 2402-nucleotide messenger RNA. Its product is annotated as transmembrane protein 163. The coding region runs from base 260 to 991 and encodes 243 amino acids. The record is from RefSeq and is a predicted model, not a curated record. Gene Ontology annotation, cellular component: membrane. Gene Ontology annotation, biological process: transmembrane transport; monoatomic cation transport. Gene Ontology annotation, molecular function: monoatomic cation transmembrane transporter activity. Lineage: Eukaryota; Metazoa; Arthropoda; Arachnida; Ixodida; Ixodidae. The transcript is spliced from 9 exons.